CGGCCCUUGCACAGGUUGACUAUUUAGUCUGAAAAGAACUACAAAACAGAUCAGACUUCUCUGGUGACUCCAUAUAUACAUUACACAUAUCUUCUGCCUACCAUGGCAUCCUCAACCAGUUCAGGUUGGACACAGCUCCGGCAACAAGCACGGUCGCUUGAAACUCAGACCGAGAACCUUUUCCACACUUAUUCACAAUUUGCCUCGAUUACCAAACCUCCACCAUCACCUACCGAGGAAGAGCUACGGCUUGAAUCGCAAUUGAAAGACCUACUCGAAAGACGCGAGUCUGUCAUCGCCCAACUAUCCCGUCUCCUCGACUCCGAAGCCACCCUCACCUCCUCCGCCCUAAAACAGAACAAUGUCUCCCGCCACCGCGAAGUACUGCAAGACCACCGCCGCGAGCUCCAACGUCUGACCGCAGCCAUUUCUGAAUCGCGCGAUCGCGCAAACCUACUCUCCAAUGUCCGCUCAGACAUCAGCUCCUACCGCGCAUCCAACCCUGCCGCCGCCGAGGCCGAGUACAUGCUCGAAGAGCGGGGCCGAGUCGAGAACAGCCACAGCAUGAUGGACGGCGUGCUGAGCCAGGCAUAUGCCAUCAAUGAAAACUUCGGUGUCCAGAGCGAGACAAUUGCCAACAUUAAUCGGCGCAUUGUCGGCGCUGCUGGCAAUGUCCCCGGCAUGAACUAUCUCAUCGGCAAGAUUGGAAACAAGAAGAGGCGAGAUGCUAUUAUCCUCGGGUGCUUCAUUGGGUUCUGCUUUUUGAUGUUGCUGUUCUUCCGGUAAAGUAUGGAUGCGAGGCUCCAGCGGCAGGUCAUCUAUAGCGCUGCCACUAUGUCUUAUUGUUCUUGUGUCGAUUGCUGCUCUCCAGCGAGUGGAUUUAUCUUGUCGAAGGCGUUUGGGUUUGGGCAUGUUCCGAGUCCCCCUUGAUGGGGGAUGCGACAGAAUCGAUGAUAAUUCUCGUGAAAGGGUCUUGAAGGCGCCU
This is a messenger RNA of Penicillium samsonianum, 985 nucleotides long. Its product is annotated as putative vesicle transport v-SNARE protein Gos1. Gene Ontology annotation, molecular function: SNAP receptor activity. NCBI's taxonomy places the organism in Eukaryota, Fungi, Ascomycota, Eurotiomycetes, Eurotiales, Aspergillaceae. The coding region runs from base 103 to 786 and encodes 227 amino acids. Gene Ontology annotation, biological process: vesicle fusion; endoplasmic reticulum to Golgi vesicle-mediated transport. The transcript has 3 exons. The record is from RefSeq and is a predicted model, not a curated record. Gene Ontology annotation, cellular component: Golgi membrane; SNARE complex; Golgi medial cisterna.